Molecule: messenger RNA, 1455 nt
Organism: Rhineura floridana
Lineage: Eukaryota; Metazoa; Chordata; Lepidosauria; Squamata; Rhineuridae
Product: probable serine/threonine-protein kinase DDB_G0291350
Exons: 5
Coding region: 139-1044 (301 amino acids)
Source: RefSeq, a predicted model, not a curated record
UCGAAGUCUGCGGGGUUACUGGUCCGGGCCUGAAAUUCAGAUCCUCCUGAAUCGAUUCAGGAAAGCCCAUCCUAAGCACGUUUUUAUCGCGAAAAAGUUUCACUGGGUUCAGUGGGACUUGCUUCCAAACGGUUUCGAAUGAAAUUGCAUCUGGGUCAAGACCGUGUCCUUCAAGACGCGAAAAAAACAAAUUAUAUUCACUUCUGCUGUACACCUUCUGCCCAGGACCCGAAAGUAGGAAGGUUAAGAGAGCUCUUGGCUGGGCAAGGAAGAGGAGUGCGCCGUGUGUGUGUGUGUGCAUCCAAAGGAAGAAAACAUGUUCGGGUGUCUCGGUGGAAAGAGUUGCAAGGAGGAUGUUCGAGCUUCGUUCGAUCCGUAGGACAGCGGAGCAACACAAGGACUCAAAGAAGGAAAGUGAUUGCCUCAAUAGACAUCUCGGUGGACCAUGGGGUUUCCAAGAAAAAUGAAAUAAAUCAUGCAAGAAUGAAAAUCCCCCUACCUAAAACAGGCCGCGCUGUUUCAGGAUAUUCAGAAAGUACAUUUGUGUUUAUAGAUCUACAGCGCGAUCCUGUACUUGCUUACUCUGAACUCCGGACACUUGCAAGAAGAGGUACUGUGCAUGACAGAAUUGUCUUCCCUGGCUUGAAACAGCUUGGAGGGAAAGGAGGAAGAAGAGCCAGGAAGAAAGUCUUCUACAGUUCCUCCUGCAGCUGUACCAUAGAGAAGCUGGAGGGUUUCUUGGUUAUAAGGUCCUGUUCACCUGGUUUUUCUGGUCGUAUUAUGCUUCCCCGACUCUUUAGAAAACAGCUCUCAAGCAGCAGCACCGAUAAUAAUAAUAAUAAUAAUAAUAAUAAUAAUAAUAAUAAUAAUAAUAAUAACAACAACAACAACAACAAUAACAAUAAUAAUAAUAUUACAGUGGCCUAUGAUCCUUAUUACGUCUACCCUCAGAACACUAUUGUGAAGGAAGUCACUAUUCUGCACACACAGACUCACCUUCCUAUUGAACAAAAUCUAUAUAAUAGGGCUGGCCUAUGUGUCUAGAAUAGUGACUCCCUUCACAAUGGUGUUCUGAAGAUAAAUGUGAAAAGGAUCGUAGGCCCCAGUGGUGUCAUUUGAACCCAAGCUCAUCCAGAGGCUGAGUCUGCCAAGGUAACUAAGCAGAUGGAAGGGGAGAUGACGUGUGUUGCAAAAUUAUAGGAUGUACCACAUUGCCCUCCCUCAUUUGUGUGUGUUUCUGUGUGUAAAACUGAGCAUUUUUUAAUUAAAUGAAAUUAUUCAAUCACUUUGUAAGAUAUGCAAAACUGAAAUGUACAUUUCUAUUUUUUAUUCCUUGUUGAAAGAUGUAACCAGAAUAGUAAUGAAUGAGAUGAUCAUGUCCCUUACACUGCUUUCUCUUGUGUCUUUGAAAUUGUUUCCAAUUAAUUGUUUCCAAAUAUGUUAAAGGCAACUUAA